Messenger RNA from Rhizoctonia solani, 3324 nucleotides. RefSeq names its product Retrotransposable element Tf2 protein. The transcript is spliced from 2 exons. Lineage: Eukaryota; Fungi; Basidiomycota; Agaricomycetes; Cantharellales; Ceratobasidiaceae. Gene Ontology annotation, biological process: DNA integration. Bases 1 to 3324 code for a protein of 1107 amino acids. Gene Ontology annotation, molecular function: nucleic acid binding. The record is from RefSeq and is a predicted model, not a curated record.
AUGGACAAUCUAGUAGACAGUUUUGAAUUUGUAUCUCUUGCCUUAGACUCAAAUAAAAAACCCCUAUUAUUUAUCGAUCUAUAUGUCCAGAACUCCCCGGCAGAACCCCUCAGAACACUCAUAGACUCCGGAGCAACAUCAAAUUUCAUCUCCCCCUCCGUGGUAGAAAAACUAAAAAUUCCAAAAACCCAACUCGAAAAUCCACGAGUUGUUCAUCUCACGGUCUCGGCCAAUGGCCACUCCCACUCCAUUCCCUUCCUUGUUUGCCCCAUAGGCAACACCCCGGCUAUUCUAGGCAUGACAUGGUUAACGGCAGAAGCUCCUCUUAUUGACUGGCAACAGGGAUUAGUCACAUUCCCUGAACAGAUACAGAUUGCCUCCAAAGAAGAAGCGGACCUAGAUCCUCUAGCAGAUCUCCCCUCUCAAUACCAUGAGUUUGCUAGAGUAUUUGGCAAAGAAGAAUUUAAGGUCCUCCCCCCACACAGGGAGUAUGACAUAUCCAUAGACCUGGUUCCAGACGCCAAAUUAUCCCCAGGUCCCUUAUAUGGCAUGACAGAUGCGGAAUCCAAGGCACUCAAACAACACAUUGAUGAAGAACUAGCCACAGGCAAAAUCCGCCCCAGUACCUCAUCUGCCGGAGCCCCUGUCAUGUUUGUCAAAAAGGCUGAUGGUUCCCUUAGGCUUGUUGUGGAUUACAGAAAGCUCAACAAAGUUACCCACAAAAAUGUCUACCCUCUCCCCAGGCAGGAUGAUCUCAUGGCCAAAUUACGAAAUGCCAAACUGUUCACGAAGCUUGACCUACGCUGGGGUUAUAACAACGUCAGAAUCAAAGAAGGAGAUGAGUGGAAGACAGCAUUCAGAACCAAAUACGGGCUCUUUGAAUAUCUGGUAAUGCCUUUUGGCCUCACCAAUGCCCCAGCUGCCUUCCAACAUUUCAUGAAUGACUUGUUCAGGGAUCUAAUCGACGUCACAGUGGUCAUUUACCUGGACGACAUCUUGAUCUUUUCAGAAAAUCCAGAAGAGCACCCUAAUCAUGUCAGGGAAGUCCUGUCGAGACUCAUGAAAAACCAGUUGUUCUGUAAGCUGUCAAAAUGCCACUUCCACGUAACCAUGGUCGACUAUCUUGGCAUUGUCAUAUCGCCUGCUGGGUUCUCAAUGGACCAGAAGAAAAUAGAAGCGGUCACAACCUGGCCCACUCCUAAAACGGUCAAACAAGUUCAGGCUUUCCUAGGCUUUGUCAAUUACCUCCGCCGGUUUAUUCCCAAUUUCAGCUCAGUCGCGCGCCCCCUCCAUAACCUCACCAAAAAGGAAUCCCCCUGGUCAUGGGGCCCCCUAGAAGAAGAAGCUUUUCAGGAGUUAAAACACCUAGUUACUCGGUCACCAGUACUUAUCCAUUCCAAACCGGAUCUCCCCUACUACCUUGAAACAGACGCAUCAGGGGUAGCCAUGGGAGCAAUCCUAAGUCAACAAGGAGAGGAUAACCGCCUUCAUCCAAUUGCGUAUAUGUCCAAAUCCUUCUCAGGAGCCAAAGCCAACUACGAUACCCAUGACAAAGAGCUUCUGGCAAUCAUCAAAGCCCUGGAGGAAUGGAGGAUCUUCUUAGAAGCCACGGACAAACCAGUACAGGUGUUCACAGAUCAUUGCAACCUGGAAUAUUGGAUGCAGGCAAGAACCUUCAACCGGCGUCAUGCUAGAUGGCGUGUAUUCCUGAGCAAUUUCAAUUUUGAGAUACAUUAUUGCCCAGGAAAACAAUCAGGAAAGCCCAAUGCUUUAUCUAGGAGAUCAGAUUACACGGAUAAGCCCCAGGAACCGGAAGUUAUGCUACCAGCCGAGGUAUUUGCCAACACAUCAGAAGAGGAACUUGAAAUUGUCACGGAAAUACGCUCCAAGCUAAGGGAAGAUCCAUCCCUUGAGCCUAUCAUCCAAUUCCUAACUGAAGACGUGGAUAACGCUCCUCCCUCCAUUUGGAAGGCUUACAAGGAUUACGACUGGGAGGAAGAUCUACUAUGGUAUCAAGGGAAACUUGUGGUCCCGGACUCAGAAGCCCUGAAGGAACAAUUACUCAGGGAAUUCCAUGACUCGCCACUAGCGGGUCACCCAGGCCAGCAAAGGACCUUGGAGCUCUUGAACCGCAACUACUGGUGGCCAGGAAUGAAGUCAUCAACCAAGGAAUGGGUAGAAUGCUGCCCCACUUGUCAAGCCAAUCGUUGUGCCCACAACCCGGUCAUAGCCCUAAAACCCUUAGAAGUUCCCCCCUUUCCAUUUCACACCAUCUCCUACGACUUCAUCACGGGUUUUCCCAAGUCAGAAGGACAUGAUGCAAUCCUGGUAGUUAUUGAUUUGUUCUCCAAGUUAGGCCACUUCAUCCCUACCUCAAAGAAGGUGUCAGCAAAGGGUUUGGCUGAUCUCUUUGUCUCCCACAUCUGGAAACUUCAUGGGCUCCCCGUCAAAACAAUAUCAGAUCGAGGGACUACAUUCACAGGGAAAUUCCUUAGGGCUCUCUACCAACAAUUAGGGAUUAAACCUUCCUUCUCCUUGGCCUAUCACCCUGAAUCAGACGGCCAGACGGAACGUGUCAACCAAUUCAUCGAGUUCUACCUAAGAUCUUACGUAGCAGCGGAUCAUUCAGAUUGGGUUAAGUGGUUACCACUUGCGGAGUAUGCCUAUAACAACGCCAAGCACUCAGCUACUGGAAAAACCCCAUUCGAAUUAAUUUAUGGCAGAAACCCAAUCAUGAAUCCGUCAAACAUUCCUGCAAACGUCCCAGAAGCAGACCUUGUGGCAGAUACCUUAGCCAGGGAAUGGAAGGAAGCCAAAGCAGCCCUCAGAAUGAGCAAAGAACGGAUGACAAGGGAUAGAGGAACAGUCCCGGAAUAUUCAAUAGGGGAAAAAGUCUGGCUAGAUGGGAAAAACGUAGAACUUAGGACAAAUUCCAACAAGCUAGACCCCAAGCGACUAGGUCCCUUCGAGGUAUUAGAGAAGGUAUCCAGUCACGCGUACCGCCUCAAACUACCAGAAACUCUUAAAAUCCACAACGUAUUCUAUGUGGGUUUGCUAUCCAGGGCACACAUAUCCCCAAGUCAACCAUUUCCAGAAAAACCCCCUCCUGAAACAAUAGAAGGGGAAGAAGAGUAUGAGGUGGAGCAAAUUAUCGACUCCAAAAGACAACGAGGGAAAUGGUUCUACCUAAUCAAAUGGAAGGGUUAUGGCCCGGAAGACAAUUCCUGGGAACCGGAAGAACUCCUAGAGCACAGCCAAGAGGAGAUCCAACAAUUCAACAAGUCACAACUGAAAAAGGCUCGUGACUCCGCCAAGAGCCUUUAA